This is a messenger RNA of Bacidia gigantensis, 750 nucleotides long. RefSeq lists its product as uncharacterized. Bases 1 to 750 code for a protein of 249 amino acids. Lineage: Eukaryota; Fungi; Ascomycota; Lecanoromycetes; Lecanorales; Ramalinaceae. The transcript has a single exon. The record is from RefSeq and is a predicted model, not a curated record.
AUGAAUGAAUUACCCACGGAGCUCCACUAUCAGAUCUGUGGAUACCUACGCGAUGGCGUGAAAUUUCCAUCAACUAUUGAAGGCAACAUUUCCCUUACGAGAAAUGCUAGCAAGCAUCUCACAGCUCUCUUCAACCUUGGACUUACUAGUCACUACUAUCACGCCAUCGCUAUGCCGAUGGUUCAAGACGGAUUAUUCGGCUUCUUGAGGUGUGUGCUGUCAAAAAACCGACGCCUGCCGUGUGUUGAGAGCUUUCCUGAGAGCAACAACGUGGCGAUGCAAGUCAAACGCCUUUACACCUAUACUCUCUGGAUUUGUACACUACCCUCCAACUUCCGGAGUCUUGUCAUGCGUAAUACCUUACCAUUGGAGGAGGAGAUUAGACUACCCUAUGACGCGCACUUCGGAUCGCCAGAUGGCUACUUUCGCCGACUGCUUGUACAUGGAGAUGCGAAGAUUGACCCAAUCCCAUUCAACUUGCUCAAGGCUCCAUAUCAUCGCCAAUUUGGCCGUCGUGCUCGGAUAUUCGACUCAUUAGGUACAAAGGAAAAGGUUCUGGGACGACGACCAGGGAGUCUGAGCUUGGACGGGUUAAAAGAAAAUGCAGCUCUCGAUGGUACAGUUCAGGGUCUCUACUACGGCGAGGCUCCGGCGCUCAUGUGCUUGCUCAGAGCGUUUGAUCCUUCCGCUGUGAAGCUGUCCUUUGAUCGGGUUUCGCCUCAAGAGGUUGUGAUGGAGCUGGUGAUUUAG